Molecule: messenger RNA, 3890 nt
Organism: Monomorium pharaonis (pharaoh ant)
Lineage: Eukaryota; Metazoa; Arthropoda; Insecta; Hymenoptera; Formicidae
Exons: 4
Coding region: 340-3498 (1052 amino acids)
Source: RefSeq, a predicted model, not a curated record
UCUUACUUCCUCCGAUUACCAGGUAAGCGACACAAGUGAGGAGUGUGAAGCGUGCAUCACGGAUGCUGGAGGGAUUUCGUAGGUGGCUGCCGCGGCUUCUCUUGCCGCGAAUCGUUGGCGUGGGGAUAACUGGAGCUUCAACUUAAGUCAACUGUAUCGCGUCAAGAUGAAGUAGUACACACUGUCUCGUUGCGGAGUGCAUGCGUCGAAGUGCACGUGGGAAACAUCGCGUGGAUAGAAGAGUGUAAAGAGAAUCAUAAAUCGGUGGUACGAUAACGCGGAGAAUUUCUGCAGUUCUUUUCCGAAACUCCUGCUCAUUAAUGCAUUAAGGCAGAAGAUAUGAGACUCUACGCUGUUGCUCUUAUAACAUGGGCGGCAUUCGUAACUACAUCUGCGGAAAAUAACAUCGCAAAUUUGAGUAAUGACAAGGUUGUCGAUUACACGGAGUUUCAUGAUUUGCCGGUGAAGCAGGUAGUACAGCCGUACGUGACGGACGUAGAAGCGAAGAGUUCUGAACCGUCGGGCACCGAGGAUCGUUCUGACGAUUUCCCGAAUGCCGGAUUAAGUAGAUCAGCAGUUCACGCCGGCGAGGAGAGAGGAUCGAAUGGUGUUUCCACGACCGAUUCCUCCUCGCCAGGAUCGAUUUAUGCGACGCCGGUCGCCGAGACAAGUGUCCGUUUAGAGACGACCGACAACUAUCCAUUUAGAGAGUAUCCAACGAGUCACGAGCUAGGAUACACCGAGGACGUGCUUCUUGUCGAAAAUGCCGGUAGUUUUGGACAAAAAGUUCGACAAAAUCGCCCGGGUGACGGGACGAUUAUCAGGAUCAACGAGGACCAAAGGAAUGACGAGUACACGAGUUUCCAGAAGCCCUUCAGCAGCAGCACUGUGUCUCUCGGAGAUGAAGAUAAUCGCAAGAGGCCUUACGCGUCGGCCACUCGAGAACCAUUUGUGCUCGCGCUGAAGGAAAGUAAUUUGGGGGAUAAUUCACCCUCUAACGAUUCUAAGACGAUCAGGUCUGAAACGUCCGCGAGGAAUUCCGACAAAGUUCUCAGUGAAGUCACGACAGAAAGCUCGCCGCCGGAUAACGUUGCUUCAAUCCUCGAGAACGACGUCGUGGCCGAAAUUCUUCCGACCCCACAAGCGAGAUUAUCCCGUGCGCAUAAUGGUACCGCGGACGAAAAGACCGCAGAGAAAUCUCAGGAGUCCACUAAAAAACCGGAGAACGUUGUGAGAACGUCGACGUCCGUGGAGAUCAGCCCUUCAUUUCAAGUGAGAUUUUCAGGCCCCAUCGUAGUGGCCGACUUGCCUAACAGAGAAACUCAGGAGAUGGUUGUUGAUUAUACGGACGAGGUAUCCGAAGCGUAUAGGCCGGUCGGGAAUACCGAGAUUACCUCGGAGAUGACCAAUGACGAUGCCUCUAAAGUGGCGGCUUCUUCCAGCAUAACAUCCUCGGUUAUGCUGAAUCCUCUGCACGUCGGAAUCACGCUGAUGAACGCCAAUCAAGCUAGUUUAACGGACAGCGAGCAAUCUGCUGCGAUUGACUAUGUUCAGGAUUAUCCCCAGCAAGAUCUACAACAUUUGGCAACUGUUGGUGGGGAAUUUGUCAAGAAUGACGGAAACCAAUCACGUAUCGAUUAUCAGGAUGAGAAUUUUGAACGCGAGAUCGAGAAGCAAGUUGAAGUUGACAUGCAAAAAAUUCCCAACAACUCGGUCGAGAUUCAAAAGUCUAUCGAGCUCUACCAUACCGCGCCGGUACACGAGAUCCAUUAUCCUCCGGAAUACAUUCAACAGACUGCAAAUCUCGGUAUCGUCGAAACGAACAAUAUUGGGGGUGUGCACCGAACGAAGCAACAGUACGAUUUCGUCGAACAACCAGAAUUGCGACCGACUUAUCAAGAUAACGACCAGGACGAAAAGAACGUCAUUAAGGCCCAGCAGGCACCUACGUUCUCGCAGAAGCUCAACCGGCACGAAUACAACGUCCUCGAGGACGACGUUGGCAAACCGAUGACCUCGGCCGUGGGCACUGAGUACUCGUCAAACACUUACGAGCAGACGCCCCUCGAGUUGCAGUCGUACAAGUAUAACAGCAUUCAGCCGGCUCUGCUAGGCCCGAAUCAGUUCGAUGACUCGUUAUAUGAUCAAUCGAACGUACGGCAUAAUUUUAACGGCAACGAUAACGGCACGCCGACACGUGCAAAACCUAUCGGAAGUUCCACGAGGCAAGAAACGGCGAGCGAACCUGUGAAGACUUACGUACCGACUACGUAUCAGUAUUCGGUGCAGCAUCCGCAAUCAAAUCAACCGUACGACCAUCAGCAUCAAUUCCGUUCGCCGGAGAUAAGGCGACCGGAAGUUCAGCAGCUUCUACUCAGGAUAAUACCCGAGGGAUCGUCUGCGAACGGAGGCUUCCUGGUGCCGCUUCCACGGCCCUAUCCGAUCGAGAAGAUCAUCGAGAAGACUGUCCACACUGUGCCGGGUCCGAUCGAGAUCGAGAAGAAGAUUCCGGUGGAGCGAUUGGUUGGUGAGAAGAAGGUACAGAUACAGGUGUCAGUGCCACAGCCGCAGCCGCAGCUGUAUGUGGACAAGCAGAUCCGUCUGCCGCACAUCUAUCCGUUCCACAUUGAACGGGUGGUCGAGAAAAGGGUGCCGUAUACGGUACAGCGAUUAGUAGUGCAGCCUGUGCAGCCUCCUUCGUAUCCUCUGCACGUGAGGCUACCGGCGGCUUACCCGGCGUAUCCGACGGCACCGAUCGAACAGCCGGCGGCGCAUGCAACCGUCGCGAUAGAGAAGCCCACGGAGAAGCCGACGAUUUCUUCGCGUCCUCCUCCAUCUCCUCCACGACCGUAUCGCGCGAACACGGAUAGGCCGACUGACGGCGGUGGCGGCAACCCAGUCGAGACCAGAUUCACAAAGUAUUAUCAGAAGCCACAAGAGGCAAUCUUUGCCGAAACCGCGAAUCUCCACGGUGUUGCCGGUGGCUUGACGUUCGUGCCGCAGCCACAAAGCGCGACGAACCUGUCGCAGUUCUACAGCAUCCCCUACGGCAGACCGUCGGCGUACGACAAUAUCGACGUCGGCAAGAACUUGGUUCCCACGGCACACCUUUCCAACAUCAAGCUGGUGAUACUGCCGAAGAAAUUCGCCAGCCACGUGAUACUGCGGCCGCAUACGGCCGCGCCGUCGUACGCGAUACCGUCCUUCGGACGGCAGAUCCUUUACAAUCUAGUGGAGAAGGAUAAGACGGUCAAGAAUGAGUACGUCGGUCCUACGCCACCGCGCAAAAUCUCACAGAGCAAGGUGUACCCUCAAACGAAGUCGCCGCAGUUCUCAACGAGCGCCGCUCAAUCGUUGGCCACUCUGAGAAAGUCCAGGCAGCCCGAGACGCAGCAUUACGGAAGUUUCAGGCAAUCGAAAAUGGAGUACGGUUUUAAGCCGCCUAUGGUGCCGUCCAUUCAAUACGACGAAGAUACCGCCAGUAAAGUAGAGAAUUAACGUAGCUGCCUAGGAUAGUAAUAGUAUUUACAUUAGGCAAGCGUCUAAAAGUGUACUAUAAAAAAUGUCUAUGUAAGGGAAUUUUCAUCUCUUUCAAACGUUUCUCUUAAGCAUCUUUUAUUAUAAACGUUUCUUGCAUUCUUGCAUUAUUUGAAUGUUUCAGAACAAUUCGUGGAUAUGUGAUUGAUCUAAAAAGUAAGAUAAUGUAUAAGAAAGAGUCAAUUUACAAUACUUCUAUAUAUAUCCAUGAAGAUUUAUUUGUGACACAAAUUUUAGAUUUUAAUAUUCCUUACACACACACAUAUUUAUUACUUUUUUCAAUCACUUGAAAUUUUUCUAACUUAUUUUGAUGAGUAAUUUUAUUACUUUACAAUUUAUAUUAGCAUUAUAUC